Molecule: messenger RNA, 2832 nt
Organism: Cornus florida
Lineage: Eukaryota; Viridiplantae; Streptophyta; Magnoliopsida; Cornales; Cornaceae
Product: glutamate receptor 2.7-like
Exons: 5
Coding region: 1-2622 (873 amino acids)
Cellular component (GO): plasma membrane
Molecular function (GO): glutamate-gated receptor activity
Source: RefSeq, a predicted model, not a curated record
AUGACUUACCUAGCAGUAUUCAUCUCCAACUUUAAUGUUGCUACUUUUAAACCCGCCUUUUUCUUAUUCCAUGUCUUCAUCUCCUUCAUUCUCAUUCUCUCUCAUGGGUCCAUUGCUAAAGCUGAUAAAGUAACUCUACAUAUGGGUGCCAUCAUUGAUUUCGAUUCUCGUAUUGGCAAAGAACAAAAAUUAGCCAUGAAAAUAGCUCUUCACAACUUCAACAACAACUCACAGCUUCACAAGCUCUCUCUUCAUUUCCGAAAUUCUGGCGGUGACCCAAUCCGAUCAGCUCAUGCUGCUGAAGAGCUGAUUAAGGAGAAGCUAGUCGAAGUGAUUAUGGGCAUGGAGACAUGGGAGGAAGCCGCUUUAGUGGCAGACAUCGGAUCCCGAGCUCAAGUCCCGGUUCUCUCAUUUGCAGCCGCUGCUAUUACCCCUCCAUUGAUGCAACUUCGAUGGCCUUUCUUGGUGCAAAUGGUUACUGAUGGCUCCGAACAAAUGAAUUGCAUUGCAGAUGUCGUUCAAUCCUUCAGUCGGCAAAGUGUUGUAGCCAUCUACGAAGAAGACAUCCACGGUGGUGAUCCCGGGAAGUUAACCCUGUUAUACAAGGCCCUUAAAAAUGUUGGCUCUGAUAUAGCCUAUCAUCUGGUCCUUCCACCAUUUUCUGCUCUAUCUAAACUUAAUCCUCAUGAGUUUGUUAAUAAAGAGCUGUCUAAGUUAGAAAACAACACAAAAUCUAGGUUGUUUAUUUUUCUUCAGUCAUCAUUACAGCUGACAAAUCUUUUGUUCAGUGAAGCGAAGAAGAUGAGAUUUAUGCAAAAAGAAUCGGUGUGGAUAAUUGCAGACACCACGUCAAGCCUUCUGAAUUCUGUCAGCCCUCCUGUUGUCUUUGCUAUGGAAGGUGCACUUGUAAUCAAGCCCUACUACUCUGAAAACAGUAAUUCUUUCAAAUACUUCAGUGAGCAGUUUCGCCAAAAAUUCCAAUCAGCGUAUCCUGAGGAAGAUAAGUAUGAGCCGGGAAUUCAUGCGCUAGGAGCUUACGAUAGCAUUAUGACCUUGACACAGGCAAUGAUGAAAACAGAUGGUAAAAUGAGCUCCUCAAAUAUGUUGAGGGAUAGUAUUUUAUCAAGCAACUUCACUGGUUUAAGUGGAGAAGUGCGUUUUCAAGAGGGUAGACUAUCAAGCUCCCAAAAAUUCAGUAUAGUGAACAUUGCCAAUCAGGAAUACAAAAACCUUGGCUUUUGGUCAUCAGAGUCCGGGUUCUCGGAUAGCAUUGCAGGUACCAGAAAAUUUGGUAACGUGAAAGAGUUGGGUGGUUUCGCAGAGGUGAUAUGGCCUGGGGAUCCAGAGCGAAUUCCUGGAGGAAUGGCACCAAUGAAAAUCGCAGUUCCGGGUAGAGGCUCUUUUAAGGAGUUCCUCAAGGCAGAAUCGGAUGAGAAGUCGGAGAAGUACUUUACGGGUUUUUGUAUCAAUGUUUAUAAGGAGGUGCAAAUAAUUUUGGAGCACAGUUAUAAUAUUCAUCUGCCUUCUCCCAUUGAAUUUUACGAGUACGAUGGCAGCUACGACGAUUUGGUUGAAAGUGUUCAGAACAAGACUUUUGAUGCUGCUGUUGGUGACAUAACAAUACUAGCCGAGCGUUGGAACAAAGUGGAAUUUACACAACCAUUUAUCGAGUCAGGUUUGCUGAUGGUAGUUCCAGUGAAGCCUGAAACUUCGAAAGCAUGGUUGUUUCUGAAGCCCUUCACCAUGGAAAUGUGGGUUGCGACAGCGUGCAUCUUGAUCUACACAAUGUUUAUAGUUUGGUCCUUGGAGCAACGUUCCAAUCCAGAAUUUAGUGGCCCAUGGAAGGAAUCGCUUGGCAAUGUGCUUUGGUUCACCUUCUCUACUCUAUUCUUUGCUCACAGGGAGAAGAUUAAAAGCAAUUAUACUCGAACCGUGGUGGUGGUGUGGCUUUUUGUGGUGUUGAUCUUAACACAAAGCUUCACUGCCAGCCUCACUUCAAUGCUCACCGUCUCACGACUCCGGCCUACUGUGACAGAUAUCGAGCUGCUAAAGAGGACACAUGCAACGGUGGGGUGCGAUGGUCCUACAUUUGUUAGGGACUACUUGGAGCAAAAGUACGAAUUUGAACCAGGGAACAUCCUCAACAUCAGCAGCGAAAGCGAAUACCUGAGUGCGUUCGAGAAUGGCACGAUUCAAGCAGCGUUUCUUGAAUUUCCUUAUGCCAAAGUUUUUGUCAACCAAUACUGCAAGCACUACGAGUAUGGCGAUGGAUCAUUCACCAGAAGAUUUGGAGGAUUCGGCUUCGUGUUUCAAAAAGGUUCUGGAUUAGCUGCUAUUGUUUCUGAAGCAAUUCUUAAACUAUCAGAAAAUGGGAGGCUAAAAGAAUUAGAGAAAGUUUUGUUUACUCCCUCCUCGGAGUGUUCAAACUCCCAAACUACCAACGACAACUACAGCUUGAGCAUUCAGGGCUUCUUGGGUCUAUACUUAAUCUCAGCAGGCACUUCCACCAUUUGUCUUCUACUCUACCUAUUGAAGACGCGAUUUUUAACUAAUCCAGAACCUACUAGCAGUAGUAAUAUUCCACAGAUCGAGCUAGUUACAACUCCCGGUGCUCACGGCUGAAAUGUUAUUGGAUUAGUUUUUUUUUUUUAGUUUUUUUUCAAGAUAAAAAGUGUUAGAAGUUAGAUUAGUAGAUAUAUAGUCAAAGCUUGAUACUCAAAGUCCAUAUGAGGCAUUAACCCACUGAAUUGUUGGAUUAGUAAAAAUUAGGAAAAACUUGUAUAGCAAUUUUCUUAUGUAUAAACAGAUAUUAUUUCAUUUAUAAACCUGAUA